This is a messenger RNA of Acanthosepion pharaonis, 876 nucleotides long. Lineage: Eukaryota; Metazoa; Mollusca; Cephalopoda; Sepiida; Sepiidae. The record is from the annotation of a GenBank genome assembly.
AUGCUUUCUGUACAGGUAAAAACAGCGGACAAUUGUUCCACCAUAGUGGUACUCAUUUAUUUCUUUCUCUUGCUCUUUCUUUCUUUUUUACAAUCUUUCUUUUCUUCAUUUUUUUCUUUCUUUUAUUCCUUUCCUCCUUUCCAUUCCUAUUUAUUUUAUUUCUUUUCUUCUUUCUUUGUUUCUUUCUUUCUACUUUCUUUCUUUCUUUCCUUCUUCCUUUCUUUCUUUCCUUCUCUCUUUCCUUCUUUUCUUGAUUUCCUUCUUUCUUUCUUUUUCUUUCUUUCUUUCUUUCUUUCUUUCUUUCUUUCUUUCUUUCUUUCUUUCUUUCUUAGACUUUCUUUCAAUUUCGUAUGUUUGAAGGCCAAUUCUUUCUCUUUUUACAUUUAUUUCUUUUCUAUCAUUAUUACCUUCCAUAUUCAUUCCAAACAAACAAGAAAUUUCAGUCCUCCCUACCGGUCGUCUUUCAUACCGGUCGUCCUUUCUACCGGUCGUCUUUCAUACCGGUCGUCCUUUCUACCGGUCGUCUUUCCUACCGGUCGUCCUUUCUACCGGUCGUCUUUCCUACCAUCCUUACAGUCUCCUAAUCUUUUCUUUUUUCAUUGGUCCCUUUCCUCCUCCAUCAUUCUAUUCGUCACAUUUUCCAUUAUCGAUUCUCUCAUUAAUUACUUCAUUCCAGAUUUCUUUUUUUUCCUUCCUUACAAUAUAUAUCUCCUUCCAACCACACUUUUUUCGUCCUUCCUACCGAACAUGUUCCUGAUUUCUUCCCUUCUUUUUCCACAUUUUCCAUCCUUAAAUUCUUUUCUUAAUUCGCCCCUCUUUCCUUUCCUCUUUACCGACCGGCCUGCUUUUUCCCUUUUAGCUUCUUUACAACAUUAA